Molecule: messenger RNA, 5203 nt
Organism: Lacerta agilis (Sand lizard)
Lineage: Eukaryota; Metazoa; Chordata; Lepidosauria; Squamata; Lacertidae
Gene: NFRKB
Product: nuclear factor related to kappaB binding protein
Exons: 28
Coding region: 365-4369 (1334 amino acids)
Cellular component (GO): Ino80 complex
Molecular function (GO): protease binding
Source: RefSeq, a predicted model, not a curated record
GGAGGCCUCUCGUGCGUCGGCGCAUGCGCUCUCACCACCACCACCACUACCACCACCUCGACCUGGAAACGGAAUGCCUGAGCCGGGUGCAGCAAAACACAAUGUGAAACCAAGAUUUGUUGGUGGUUUAUGAACUGUGGCUUGUUUUAACCAUCAUUUGGUGUCAUGUGUGAACAAAACAGCCUUAUUGAAUCUUGGUUUGUUUCUCCACUGCAUCUCAGAUGCUUACCAAGCUGCACGAGGACCAAUAUAUUUCAGAUGGCAGCUAUAUGUCUGCUUCCAUCCUCUGUAACUGAUGUUCCAAGUCCCUAGCUUGAGAAGCUGUGUGUUCUUCAAAUAAAAGGGUUUCAUUAGGGCAUGAACAAUGGAUUCUUUGGAUCACAUGCUCACCGACCCAUUAGAGUUGGGGCCAUCUGGAGAAGGAAAUGGCACACAGAUUAUGGAGGAUUGCAUGCUGGGAUCCAUUCGAAUUAGCUUGCCAGAAGAUCUCUUGGAAGAUCCUGAAAUCUUUUUUGAAGUUGUCAGUCUUUCAACAUGGCAGGAGGUGCUGACGGACUCGCAACGAGAACACCUGAAAAAGUUUUUGCCUCACUUCCCAGAAAGUAACACUGAACAUCAAAACAAUCUUAUCCUGUCCCUGUUCAGUGGAGAGAACUUUCGGUUUGGAAACCCCCUGCACAUUGCCCAGAAACUCUUCCGCGAUGGACACUUCAAUCCUGAAGUGGUGAAGUAUCGACAGCUUUGCUUCAAGUCUCAGUACAAGCGCUACCUCAGUUCCCAGCAGCAGUACUUCUACCGGUUGCUGAAACAGAUCCUUUCCUCCCGGAAUCAUCUGUUGGAGCUUGCCAGGAAAGGUGGUCCAGAUCUGGCCCUGAAGAGGAAAUACUCAGCAGCUGCUUGUGCUGCUGAGGAACGGGACCGGCGAACACAUCGACGGUUCCUGAAAAUCCUCAGGGAAGUGAAAGAGGAAUGUGGAGACACCACCUUAUCCUCAGAUGAAGAAGAUCUGAGCUCCUGGAUUCCAAAUUCUCCAGCCCAUUGCCCAAGCCCCACUAUUCCUCUCAGAGUAAUCCCCACAUUAUCAACCCAAGACAUGAAAACAGCAGAUAAACUGGAGUUUGGUGAGAAUGACCUGAAGAUGAUACUGAAAAAACAUCAUGAAAAACGCAAGCGCCAACCUAGCCAUCCUGACCUCAUGACUGGGGAUCUGACUCUGAAUGAUAUCAUGACACGUGUGAAUGCUGGUAGGAAGGGAUCCUUGGCAGCUUUGUUUGACCUUGCCGUCCUGAAAAAGAAAGUGAAAGAAAAGGAAGAGAAGAAGAAGAAGAAGCUAAAAGUGAUUAAAUCAGAAGCAGAGGAUUUCUCUGAGUCCCUUGGCAACACUGAAGGGAUGCCUUCAAUGUCUCAGAAUCCUUCCCCCAUCCCGCCUAUCUGGGAUCCCCCAUCUCUCUCAUCUGUUAAAGAAGAGCCUCUUGAAGAUAUCAAGCCGUGUCUUGGAGUAAAUGAAAUCUCCUUCAGCUUCUUUUCUCUGCUUCUGGAGAUUCUGCUUCUAGAAGGCCCUGCGAGUCUCUCAGUGCUUGAGGAUAAAGUCAUGGAUUGGCAGUCUUCCCCUGCCAGUACAUUAAACAGUUGGUUCUCCUUCGCCCCCAACUGGUCAGAACUCGUUUUGCCCGCACUGCAGUAUCUCACAGGUGAUAGCAGAGAUGCUCCUUCCAGUUUUUCUCCAUUUGUUGAAUUCAAAGAGAAAACCCAGCAGUGGAAGCUGAUAGGCUCUUCACAAGACCAUGAGAAGGAGCUGGCAGCGCUCUUCCAGCUCUGGCUGGAAACAAAAGACCAAAUCUUCUUCAAGGACAACGAAGACAGCUCAGAUGCCACCACACCUAAUCCCCGAGUAAGGACUGACUACGUAGUCCGGCCUAGCACUGGGGAAGAGAAACGUGUUUUCCAGGAACAGGAACGUUACAGGUACAGCCAGCCCCACAAGGCCUUCACCUUCCGCAUGCAUGGCUUUGAGUCAGUGGUCGGCCCUGUGAAGGGUGUGUUUGACAAGGAAACUUCUCUGAACAAAGCCCGAGAACAUUCUCUGUUGCGAUCAGACAGGCCUGCAUAUGUCACCAUCUUGUCUCUUGUUAGGGAUGCUGCUGCCCGUCUUCCUAAUGGAGAGGGAACCCGUGCUGAGAUUUGUGAGCUGCUUAAAGACUCUCAGUUCCUCGCUCCUGAUGUCACCAGUGCUCAGGUUAACACUGUGGUGAGUGGUGCACUGGAUCGAUUGCAUUAUGAGAAGGAUCCCUGUGUGAAAUAUGAUAUUGGACGUAAGCUAUGGAUAUACCUACAUCGAGACAGGAGCGAAGAGGAGUUUGAGCUGAUUCAUCAGGCUCAGGCAGCUGCAGCUAAAGCUAGAAAAGCCCUUCAGCAGAAGUCUAAACCUCCUGCAAAGAUAAAGUCCAGUAGCAAGGAGAGUUCAGUGAAAGUGGCUACUAGUGGCACCUCUGAGCCUAGCCAGCUGAGCCUUAGUGAUUCCAGCAUGCCACCAACCCCUGUGACUCCAGUGACACCCACUGCCCCUCCGCUGCCAGCAAUGCCCAUUUCACCACCGCCAGUCUCUGUGGUUAACAAGAGUUUGCCAAAUGUUGCAUCAGAGCAAGCUAAACCCAACCAAAGCAUCCUUCUGGUGUCGUCUCCCACCAUGCCGCAGCUGGGGACUUUGCUCUCCACGGCACAAAGUACCCAAGCACAAACUGGGCCUCAGCAAACCCCCCCUCCACGGGUGGCCAGCCACACGUCUUCCUCAGGACUCCCACAGGUUCGAGUGGUUACAACACAGUCCAGCCUCCCACCUGUGUCUCAGCCAGCCCCACCAGUGAUCCAGCAGCAGCCCCCACCAGCACCUGUUCCUCAGGUUCAUGCCCCUUCCACUUCUGCACAAACCAAAGCACUGCCUCAGGCUGUCAACACUGUCACGGUGAAAGCUCAGACCAGCCCAGUCCAAGUGCAAAGGCCAACAGUUUCUGUCACAGGCCCAGUCAGUGUUGCUGGGACAGGGAUCUCAGCAGCCCUCAGCCCUGCCCCAAAGCCAGUGACCAGUUCUCCAGGCAGCUCUGCCCCCACCUCCUCCUCUGUGUCUCUGUCGUCGUCAUCCUCCUCCUCCUCAACUUCCUCCUCUUCAUCCACCACAGUCCUCCAGAACGUAGCUGGCCAAAAUAUCAUCAAACAGGUGGCUAUUACCGGACAGCUAGGGAUGAAAAGCCAGCCUGGGAGCAGCAUCCCGCUUACCGCCUCCAACUUCCGCAUCCAAGGCAAGGACGUUCUGCGCCUGCCUCCCUCCUCGAUCACCACUGAUGCAAAGGGACAGACAGUUCUCCGCAUUACUCCUGACAUGAUGGCCACCUUGGCCAAGUCCCAAGUCACCACUGUCAAACUGACGCAAGACCUCUUCACUGCUGCAGCCACUGGCAACACUUCUGCCGGCAAGGGCAUCUCGGCCACUCUGCGUGUGACUUCCAGCCCCAUCCAGUCUUCUGACUCUCCCGCCAAGACCAGCACGCCCACCUCUGCCUCACCAGGCCCAGCUGGGCCCACAGUGGUCAAAGUUACUCCUGACUUGAAGACUGUGGAGUCCACUGGCUCUGCGUUCCGGCUGAUGCCUGCUCUGGGCAUGGCUGUGGCAGACCAGAAGGGCAAGGGCAUCACUACAGUGGCAUCCACUGAAGCCAAGCCAGCUGCCACGAUAAGGAUUGUGCAGGGGAUGGGGGUGAUGCCACCAAAAGCUGGGCAGACCAUUACAGUGGCCACUCAUGCCAAGCAGAUGACCGCUGCCUCGUCUGUGAGCGUCCCUGGCACAGUCCACACCUCCGCUGUUUCUCUGCCAACCAUGACUGCUUCUGUGUCUAAGGCGGUUGCUGUUGUGUCAGGGGGAGCAGGGACACCCAUAACAAUAGGAACAGGGACCACGACUAUGCGACAGGUUCCAGUGAGCACCACAGUCGUCUCCACCUCCCAGGCAGGGAAGCUGCCUGCCCGUAUCACAGUGCCCCUCUCCGUCAUAAGCCAGCCUGUGAAAGGCAAGAGUGUAAUGACGACUCCCAUUAUCAAAGGCAACCUUGGGGCCAAUAUCAGCGGACUGGGUAGAAACAUCAUUCUCACUACCAUGCCAGCUGGGACAAAACUGAUUGCUGGGAACAAGCCAGUGAGCUUCCUGACCGCACAGCAGCUACAACAGCUGCAGCAACAAGGCCAGGCCACACAGGUGCGAAUUCAGACACUCCCAGCCUCCCAUCUCCAGCAGGGAACGGUGUCUGGCUCUACAAAAGCAGUCUCCACUGUUGUCGUGACAGCAGCGCCAUCUCCAAAACAGCCACAAGAUCAGUAAAUUCAACGGCAAGCUGUAAUUUUGCAAGAGUUACUCCAGCCUUCUUAUUCCAUUUCCACCAAACUAGGGCUUGCUAGAGUCACUCUACUUACCCGCAAGUUGGUUCCUGAUAUUUUGGAAGCACUUGUGGGAAAUGCCCAUCAUUUGGUUUCUGUUAGAAUAAGCAGAACCUCUAACACAAGCAUCCUGGAGUGCUGCAUUUUAAUAACCUUAACACCUUCAUGUUAAGUUGCUGGACCCAGCAAUCUGCUCAGAAAGGCUGGUCUCUUCUUUUUAAAUUUUCACCCUAGAAGAAUGUAAAUUUCAAAGAAACCUGCUGAAUUAAGGCAAGAAGGUCUUAGAAGAAAUGGACAAGUUAUAUUGCACCGGACUUCUGUUUUAUCAUUUCCAGGGUGGUUCUUAUGGACAUUCUGAUGCUAGAUUUUUAAUAUUUGGUGCCUAAGCUUUCACCUGUUUAUUUGAUAAUUUUAUUCAGUUUUUUUUAAAAAACUAAGAGUUUCUUGGCAACUUUCCUUCCCUCUCUGUGCAUAAACUUCACCUAUACUGCACUGCUUUAUCCUCAUCAAACUAAGCAUUUAUAUAAGAUGGUAUAAAAUUGACCUUAUGUGAAAUGCUCAUCAUUAUGUGAGAUACUCAAAGAAAGCCUAGAGAGAAAAAGAAGAGGGUAUUCUAAGCUGGUUGUGAGAAAGAGCCAAAAGCAAACCCUUCCCCAGGAUAAGCUUAACACCUUGGACUUUAUGUGACGGGGUAGUCACCUUUUGGAAUGAAAAGCUAAAGAAAGCUUGACACCGUGUACCAAGCUCUCUUCAUAUAAAUUCAUUUUACUGAUGUUGA